AUGACAGAAGUUGUCCAUCCACCGGAGAGCGUCUACAACCUCAUUCCAAAGGAGGAGGUUAAAGUUGAAAAACCACCGAGGUAUAUGUCCAAGUUUAGGACAACAGUUGUGCAGGAGAAAAAGUCAAAUAAAGAUCUGAUGAGGACGAUGGGGCCAGCAAAAGCAGAGAUGCCGUCCCCGGAGAAAUACCUACGCAAGCAUUCAAAGGAGCCCAAACUGCCUGAAAGUGAGCUGCACAUGGCUGGUAACACUCACACUCUGAGGAAACCAGACGUUCCUAAGAGGAUGGACAACCCAACCAUGGGCAUUCAUACCACGAAGAACUUUGUAAAGACCAAUGCCCUUGCAAAUGUCAUGGCAGUGCCAAAGAAAGUACAGCCUACAUCUGCAGACACCAAGAAUGGAGACAAGCAGGUCCUUGAAAAUUCAGGACUUGUCCCUAAAUACAUCAAGAGGAAGGACUUUGGAGAGAUACCUGAGUACCUGCAGCAGCGCAAAGAAGACGCUUUGAGGGCUCAGGAGGAGUAUGACAACUAUGUUAAAGAGCAGCUGCAGCAAAGGGCAAUGAAACAGCUGUCUGAUGCAGAGAGACAGGCUAUCCUGGAGGGCCUGAAGAAGAACUGGGAAGAGCUGCACCGUCAGUACCAGGGCCUCUCGGUCGUCACGGAUACCAUUUCGAAAAAGUCACACAAGCAGCGCCUCGACUUUGAGAUGAAGCAGCUGGAGAGUGACAUUAACCUCUUUGAGAGAUUCAAGACCUUCUACGUGGCCAACUAA
This is a messenger RNA of Myripristis murdjan (pinecone soldierfish), 777 nucleotides long. It is a transcript of the gene enkur, whose product is annotated as enkurin, TRPC channel interacting protein. Lineage: Eukaryota; Metazoa; Chordata; Actinopteri; Holocentriformes; Holocentridae. Bases 1 to 777 code for a protein of 258 amino acids. Gene Ontology annotation, cellular component: axonemal microtubule; acrosomal vesicle. Gene Ontology annotation, molecular function: calmodulin binding. The transcript has 5 exons. The record is from RefSeq and is a predicted model, not a curated record.